This is a messenger RNA of Cryptococcus deneoformans JEC21, 2684 nucleotides long. RefSeq lists its product as hypothetical. NCBI's taxonomy places the organism in Eukaryota, Fungi, Basidiomycota, Tremellomycetes, Tremellales, Cryptococcaceae. Gene Ontology annotation, biological process: protein polyubiquitination; protein monoubiquitination. The transcript has 6 exons. The record is from RefSeq and is a predicted model, not a curated record. The coding region runs from base 61 to 2583 and encodes 840 amino acids. Gene Ontology annotation, molecular function: metal ion binding; ubiquitin protein ligase activity.
GUCAUCUUUCAGUUUGAUUAUCUUUCAUCUUUCUUUGUUAUUAUUCUUUCUCAUACAACUAUGCCGCGGAAAGCGGCUGUAGAGGACAACAUAUAUCUCGACGAGGCCGAAGACUUCAUACUGUCUCAUGCCAGCAGCAUCGCCCCCUCACCGCCUCAAUCCGACCAACAGCCAAAAGCCCAAUCUGAGAGACUAUCCGCCACUCGAAAGAAGAUGGACUGGGAACAUGAGAUCAACACUCAUCCUGACGAGCCUCUCGACGAAAGUUACCACCGAUCUUUUAAGAAGAGAGAAGCGCUGGAGCGGGAGAAGGGUAAACGUCGCGAAGGUCAGGACGGGAACGAAACGGAUGUAGUGGGGAAAGAAACACAGGUGGGUGAUGAUGAUGAUGACAGCGAUGAGGAGAGGUGUAUCAUCUGUUUGAUGGGAUUAAGAGAUAGAACCAUUGUCGGCGUAUGCGGACACGAGUUCUGCUUUGAAUGCAUAAGCAUCUGGUCAAACCAAAGCCGGAAAUGUCCUCUUUGCGCUGGGGCAAUGGCACCAUUUCUUUUGCAUAAUCUUGACGAGGAGGCGCCUACAAAAUUUUAUCUCCCUCCUCUACCUUCUAAACCAUCAUCGCAUCUUGCUCGCCCUGGCCCUUCAAGAGAGAGGCUUCCAACGAGACGAGAGGAACGUCCGAGGUGGGGAGAGCGGGAGAAAUUGGAUCCUGAUGAGUUGGACAUCCAAGUCAACCGUCGGAGGGAAUUAUACAAGCACGGUUUAUUUGCCAAGCAUAUCGCCUCCAACCGCCAUACCCGCUUUCGAGCAAACCCCACCCCUCGGCAGAUUGCCUCUGACCCCGAACUCGUCCAACGCGCCUCAGCAUUUAUUCGGCGAGAGUUACGCAUCUGGCCAUCUCUUGAUGUAGAGUUCUUUACGACUUACAUCGUUUCGUUGUUGCGGACGAUAGAUAUACGCUCAGAAGCGGUCGUCAGACUAUUAUCCGACUUCAUGGAUACCGUCGAGUUCCCUAAUGGAGCAGAGCAUUUUUGCCAUGAAUUAUACUCGUACCUCAGGAGCCCAUAUCGAGAACUGAAAGGGUAUGAUGGGAUUGUUCAGUACGAUCCUAUACCACCUUCUAGACCACCAGCUUGCUCGCCACCGCCAACAAGGGGACGUUCACAAUCUCGUUCAGUCUCCUCAUAUUCUUCUUACUUAUCCUACUCUUACUCUUCUCGAUCAUCCUCGCGUUCAAUCAGUCCUCGUCCUCGUUCUUACUAUCGCAAUAGAUCACCUCCACGCCGAUACCCUUCCCCCCCUAUCCAGCGUUCCCGCUCUUGGUCUCGAUGUCCUCCGCGGAGAAGAAGAGCCGGUCCGAACUAUGAGGAUGAACAUGAUUACACGCGGUAUCGUGAUUCUAUCAGACGGCGGGGCAGGGGUCGAGGGCGUGUUCCAGAUAGAAGGCGGGAACACACGGGUUCAGGAGGAAGAACGAAGAGACUUCGGCCGUAUGAGUUCGAAAGGGUACGUGACAGAGAACGAGGCUCAAGGGCACAUACGCGGACUGAUGGAGGAGGCAUGCGGGCAUGGGGCAGUGACAAUGGCAGGAGUCAAAUCGAGGAUGAACGCGAGGAACGGCCCGAAAAGAAGCAAAGGAUAGAGCUAUUCCCUUCGCCGCCUCGCCCAGCGAAGAAGGGGUUAGAUGAUGGUGAGGAUAAUCCUACGACAACCAACCGACGCGACAUACCACCUCAUAUGCCCUCACCACCUUCCCUCGCUUCACGUCUAGGACCAACUGUACCUGAAUGUCCUAUCCCUCCACAAAACAACUCGAAAGGUCGAAUGGAGAGGGAUUUGCCCCCUCAUAUGGCUGGGAGAAAACUUUCUAUCAAAGGGGCGGCCGUCACGAAAGCACCGACAAAUCAGCCUGGAAUGAAUUUACGGGAAAAGCUUGUAAAGGCCAAAGCGGAGGCUGCUCAAGACAAAGUCAAUCUGUCAAACCAAACCGAGACUUCGCAGAGAAUCAGCAGAGUUGCAUCGGAGUCUGUUCCUGGAUCAAAGACAGCAGAGCAGCAAGGAGCCUCCAAGUUAUCGUUACGUGAACGAUUGGAACGAGCUAAAGCCGAAGCAAAAUCAAAGAUUCAGCCCGGCAUACCUCCUCCCGACUAUGCUAACAGCGCUAACUAUCCCAAUGUCACCCUCCCGGUUCUUACCCCUCCGCCAGGAGCACCACCAUUAUCACCGUCGUCCGUUGCACAACUUCCCUCUAUUAAAGAAGAUGCCAACGUACAAGCCCUCCGGGCGAAGCUUCAGUCUCGCCUCAAAUCUCAACGGGAACGUUCUUUGUCGCACAAUCCUGUAGGAGACGUUCGUUCUGGGGCUGCUUCGACCUCAGCCUCAACCUCUGUCCCAAGUGCAGAGAACAGUGAGGUCACAAACCCUAAAGAGAUUAAAGAGAAAGGUCUAGAAGCUACGAUGAAUAGAGCUCUGCGCAGUAUCACCGAGGAAGAACGGAAGAAGGAAAUUAGGCGACGGUUGAUGGUGGCCAAGGUGAAGGAAGCAGAAACCGAUGCGGAAAGGAAGAUGAGGGAAGGGGAGAGAUGAGAGCUGUACUCUAUGCGGAGUAAAUUAUAGGACAAAAGAGUAAAAGUUGUCGCAAACUCCACAAGAUCUUGUCUCAUCAAAUGAAAUAGCUUCAUAUGCAU